CAUGGAUUACUGGUAUGAGUGGUAGGCGCACCACCAGACAUCCUGACCCCAUCGCUUCUUCUCUCUGUGCUCUGUUUUUCAUCCUUUCCUCUGUUUUUCAAUACCUUCUUAAUCCCCUCCCCUUCUUCCAUUCUCUCUAACCUUCCCUUUCUAAUUCUCUGUUUCUUCAAUGGAAUGUACUUUGGGCCUUUUCCGCACUUCUGGCGUUGGUGGGUCUGUUUCUGGGUCCGCCAUUAACGACCCCAAUGAGCCUAGAAUGAAGAUUUUUGAGAAAGAUUUUGUGGGUAAGAUUCCGAUUGAGCCGUCUCCUUGUCCUGCCUCCUCUGGCCUUGAAUUGGGCCUUGGUUUAGCCGUUGGCGGCUGCGGGAAGGUUAGCGGUGGUACUUGGGGUGAGCGUGGUCGGAUUUUGACUGCUCGGGAUUUCCCUGUUCUUGGUGGCUCUUCUGUUUCUUCUUGUUCUUCCUCUUCUUGUUUCCAUGGAAGAGAGGGUAAUGGUUCUGUUGCUGUUUCUGGGACUAAACGAGCUGCUGAUUCUGCUCCUAAUGAUGGAGGAUCCCCCACUGCUCUCAACAGUCAGGUUGUGGGAUGGCCACCCAUUAGGACAUACAGGAUGAACAGCUUGGUGAACCAAGCAAAGACAGCCAGGGCUGAGGAAGAUGAGCAGUCCAAGGACAACAAAGCAUGUGAUGUUGAUGGAAAAGGGCACCUAGGAUUUGUCAAAGUGAAUGUCGAUGGGGUUGUCAUAGGGAGGAAAGUGGAUAUCAAUGCCCAUUCUUGCUAUGAGACCUUGGCCCUUAUGCUGGAGGACAUGUUUUUCAAGUCCAAUGGGAAAAGUGGAGACAAAGAACAAGGACAGAAACUGUCUAAGCUUUUGGAUGGAUCCUCUGAGUUUGUGCUUACAUAUGAAGAUAGAGAGGGGGAUUGGAUGCUUGUUGGAGAUGUCCCUUGGAGGAUGUUUUUGAGCUCUGUUCGAAGGCUUCGUAUAAUGAGGACGUCCGAAGCCAAUGGACUAGCACCAAGAUCUCAAGAUAAGAAAGCGAAACAAAGGAGCAAGCCUAUCUGAAAAACGCUACUAUAUGGCUCGGCUCGGGUACGUCCUAGAUAUACCCGAACGUGAAAAAUGCACAGUUUGACUAGAGAAAAGAAGUAGA
This is a messenger RNA of Cucurbita maxima (winter squash), 1151 nucleotides long. Its product is annotated as auxin-responsive protein IAA13-like. The transcript is spliced from 5 exons. Gene Ontology annotation, molecular function: protein binding. The coding region runs from base 170 to 1063 and encodes 297 amino acids. Lineage: Eukaryota; Viridiplantae; Streptophyta; Magnoliopsida; Cucurbitales; Cucurbitaceae. Gene Ontology annotation, cellular component: nucleus. Gene Ontology annotation, biological process: regulation of DNA-templated transcription. The record is from RefSeq and is a predicted model, not a curated record.